Molecule: messenger RNA, 1494 nt
Organism: Penaeus chinensis
Lineage: Eukaryota; Metazoa; Arthropoda; Malacostraca; Decapoda; Penaeidae
Product: flocculation protein FLO11-like
Exons: 4
Coding region: 1-1494 (497 amino acids)
Source: RefSeq, a predicted model, not a curated record
AUGGCAUCAAGUAGUUCACUCAAACAUCGCAUCGACGAUGGCAUCAAUAAAAACAAAUCUCAACUAUAUCGAAGGCUUCCUUCGUCGAGAGACGUCGUCCGGCCGCCUCUGAGUGCGGACGGCCGCGCUACGUCUUCCCUCACGCACCAGUCCUGCGUUCACUCUCAUGGGGACGCUAUUCGCCCCGCGCGCUUCACUCUCCUGAAGCUUCGUGGCCGAUUCGGAGCUGCUUCACCGUGUCGUCUGAGUGGCUUCGGAUAUGAAGCGGUGGCCUGGGCGAGCCUUCAAGACGCCCAUCACCCUCAUGAGACGCCCAGCCAAGAGUUAGAGCCUCCGACAGGGUCCUCGCAGCACUCAGCCCACGCCCUCCACCACCAUCCGCACGACCCCGGCCACACCAACCACGGUACUGGUCAGAAUUCCUUUGCCAAUCCUCAAAUCCCCUCGCUUGUUAAAAGUUCUUCGUUACCAUCUUUCUCCUUCUCUGAGGAAAGUCAGAACCCUCUCUCCUUUCGAAACGACGUCUCUGUUCACGAGCAGAUUCUCCCCGUUCCUGAACCAGUUGAUUCUGCUUCCCAAAGGAAUCCUGAUCCUUCUUCUGUUCCCAUCCUUUCUCCCCUUAGCCAGAACCCCACCACCCUCUCCCUUAAACGGGACCCAUCUGUCCUUACCCAGCUGCUUUCGACUCUCAAACAGAACCCAUCUGUCGCCUCGAACUUCCUUUCCACUCUAAGGCAGAAUCCCUCCGCUGCUGCUGUAUUGAUCUCCUCUCUCAGGGAGAAUCCUUCUAUAGCGUCACAGAUUUUCUCUGUCCUUAACCAAAACCCUUCCAUAGCUGCCCAAAUACCGUCUCUUGUCAAGCAGGAGCCAUCUCCUCCCUCACAGAUCCCUGAAAUCCUUACACAGAAUCCAUCUACUUCAUCUCAGGUCCUGUCUACGCCCGAAAAGAAUCCUCCAAAUCUUCCAAAGAAUCUAAUUCCUUCAACCCUUGAAGUAAAACCCUCACCUCCACCAGCGCAACUCAAAGAGAACCCUCUUGAUCCCAUUCAGGUCCUCUCCACUCUCAAACCUAAGUCCUCUCCGGCUCCCCUUGCCUCUCCUCUCACUCAGAACCCAUUGAACCCAGCGCACGUCCUGUCUGCUGUUACUCCAAGAUCUUUCGCCAGAUCCACUCCCUUUUCUCCCCAGUUCCAGCCCACUCCGAUACCUUUCUCUCCUCCCACCCAAUCCUCUACUACCCAGAUCUCGCUCUCUCCUUCUAAAUUCUCACCCCACCCUAUACGGUUUGCAUCCUCUCGACCUAAAUUCUCACCCACUGUUCCGCAGUCCACUCCUGCCCCUGAGUCCCCCUCCAGUACCCAGUUCGCCACCCAGUUCAUAUCACCUCCCUCUAAAUUCUCAUCUCCUGCUACAUUAUCCUCCUCUGCUCCGAAAUUGACAUUCCCUAGCUCCAAAUUCCCAACCUCUUCUAACCAAUUUCUCAUCUUCCUCUAA